AUGGCGCAACAUAACCUCAUAGAGGCUCUAAAAGACUUGGUGGAUACUAUUGCAACCUCAUAUGCUGAUCUGUUGGGAGAGCAGCUUACUGAUGAACAUCGUCAAAGGUGUUCACGAGUGUGCAACGAUACCAUUGAGUACUUCAACACAAUAUUACUGGAUCCUGGGACAACAAUUCAAGUGAGACGAACACACAUCAACCAACUUAACUGGUUUGCCGAUCAGUUCUCCAGACUCGGUAACCAAGUAGUUGGUGGAGACCUCAACCAAGGAGUUAAAUGGCAGAACCUGGAGAAUGCUUUCGCUGGUAACAUCCAGACUGGAUGUGUCAUCAACCAACGUCACAAAGAUCCAGCAUCAUUUCUCCAGGCCUCACGGGACAUCAUCAUCAACAAGGUACAGAGUGUCUUGAGAGAUCUGGCAGGGCUGAAAGUGAAUGUGGAAUUCUUCUGCACAUUCCGGAAACAUCAACAAGACAUAGAAGAACGAAAAUCUUUCAUCACCAAAAGCCGUGAGAUUCUCCCUGCCACAUCUCUUCAGGAUUGGUACACUGAGCAUGUGUAUGAGAAGUUGAAGCAGCGAAUUGAAGAUUUUGAACAUGAGGGUUCCGGAUGGAGUCUGCUUGGACUGAACAGCUUGAUGUCGAAAAUACCAACGAUUCAUUUAUUAAUGAUUAAAAAAAGUGUUAAUUACACUAAUAAUUUAGAUAAUAUUGAGUCUGUCUAUCACUUUGCAUGGAUACAUAAUCUUUCUGGAUUAAUUACAAGUCAAAUAUCUCUAGGUAGACAUAAAUUGUACUUUUGUGAUCGGUGUUUGAAUCAUUUUAAACUAGAAAAA
Molecule: messenger RNA, 837 nt
Organism: Cotesia congregata
Lineage: Eukaryota; Metazoa; Arthropoda; Insecta; Hymenoptera; Braconidae
Source: the annotation of a GenBank genome assembly